Molecule: messenger RNA, 2113 nt
Organism: Glycine soja
Lineage: Eukaryota; Viridiplantae; Streptophyta; Magnoliopsida; Fabales; Fabaceae
Product: probable arabinosyltransferase ARAD1
Exons: 3
Coding region: 124-1617 (497 amino acids)
Molecular function (GO): glycosyltransferase activity
Source: RefSeq, a predicted model, not a curated record
CAACAUUUCAUUUCAUACAAUGUAGUGUAUAAGACGGACCAAUUUAAUCGAAUUAAUGCAAGGUGGAGAGAGAUCUAAUGGUAUAAUUGGAUAAUCUUCACAGAGCCGCAUAUAUUAGUUAUUAUGCAUACAUUUAGUAAGUUGAAGAAAGUGCCGAUGAUGCCGUACUCCAAAAACAUGAACGAGGAAGCCAAAGCCAAAGCCAGAAAACCCAAACCACCGACUUUUGUUUCCCGUUUCAGCACCACUUUCUCCGCAAUGGCUCGAAAACCCCUUCUCAAGCAAACCCUAGCCACACUCUUCCUUCUCUUCGUCCUCUACGCAAUCUUCAACGCCUUCUUCCAGCCCACCGAUUCCUCCGCCUUCGACGCCGCCGCCACCUUCUCCUCCGCCUCCUCCGUUCUCCUCUCCGGCGCAACCACCAAAUCCCCCGCCAUCAAUGUCUUCCUCUACGAUCUUCCCCGCAGGUUCACCUCCGACGUCAUCCAUCACCACGCGCUGGCGCGUGGUGGCGCCUCACGCGCCACCCCUGAUGACGACGCGGCGGCGCCCAAGUACCCCGGCCAUCAGCACAUGGCGGAGUGGUACCUCUUCGCGGAUCUCUCCCGAGCCGAGUCCGAACGCGCAGGCUCGGGCUCGCCCGUGGUUCUGGUCGCGGAUCCCGAGGAGGCGGAUUUGUUCUUCGUGCCGUUCUUCUCGUCGCUGAGUUUGAUUGUGAACCCGGUUCGACCGCCCGGGUCAAAUUCCGGUUCGGAGAAACCGGUUUACAGCGACGAGGAGAACCAGGAGGCGCUGGUGGAGUGGCUGGAGAAGCAGGAGUAUUGGAAGAGGAACAGUGGGAGGGAUCACGUGAUUGUGGCUUCGGAUCCGAAUGCGAUGUACCGGGUCAUCGAUCGGGUAAGGAACGCUGUCUUGCUGGUGUCGGAUUUUGGGAGGCUGAGACCCGACCAGGGAUCGCUGGUGAAGGAUGUGGUUGUGCCCUACUCCCACCGUAUCAGAACUUACCAGGGUGAUGCCGGUGUUGAAGAUCGUAACACCUUGUUAUUUUUUAUGGGAAACCGGUAUCGCAAAGAGGGAGGGAAAAUUCGUGAUAUACUCUUUAAAAUUCUAGAAAAUGAAAAGGAUGUCAUAAUAAAGCAUGGAGCACAAUCCAGAGAGAGUCGGCGGGCAGCUUCACAAGGAAUGCAUACAUCUAAAUUCUGUUUACAUCAUGCAGGAGAUACUCCAUCAGCCUGCCGACUGUUUGAUGCUAUAGUUAGCUUGUGCAUUCCAGUGAUUGUCAGUGAUAAUAUUGAGUUGCCUUUUGAAGAUACUAUAGACUACAGAAAGCUUGCUGUAUUUAUAGAAACUUCUUCUGCUAUAAAGCCAGGAUAUUUGGUCUCAAAAUUGAGAGCACUGACCCCAGAUAGAGUCUUGGCAUAUCAGAAAGAGCUAAAGGAGGUUAAGCGAUAUUUUGAAUACGAAGAACCUGAUGGAACGGUUAAUGAGAUUUGGCGCCAAGUUUCGAAAAAACUACCCCUGAUUAAAUUGAUGAUUAACCGUGAGAAAAGGUUGUUUGGAAAAGAAGUGGAGUGCUCUUGCGUAUGUACAAACCAGACUGCUGUUAGAACCCUAUAGCACUUAUCCCUCUAUCCAGUUUGGCAUUCCAUGAAAUCUGUGGCUCAGUUUUGUCAGGAUACAUUUCAAGGUGAUGAGUACAUUUAAAUCAGGGAUCAGGGAUAAUGAUAGUUGCGAAUAUGUUUUGUCUCAUAUUUCGCAUAUGGGUGACUUGAUGAUAAAUCUCAAUCUACUAAACAACUCAUUCCCCCAACAAAAUGCGCAUUGAGAUAUGCAAGAGAAGUUAUUUGUGUAACCAUCAGUAUCCAUUACAUUAGAAAUCCUUCCAUGUACUGUGGGGCUUGACUCAAAUCUGGUAUAUCUCGAGGCUGUGCAUAGGUUGUCACCUGCCAUGUACUACGACUAUACCGAACACGUUCUGUUGUAGAUUCCAAUAUGCCCCAAUAAGUUUUACGCAUUGAGAUCUAGACUAGGAGGGGAAAAUUACAUUAUACCGUGAUUGAAUUGUACAGGAUGAGAAUAAAGUUAUUAUUGUUAUUCUUUUACAUCAUAACUA